ACAGACGACUUUUUCCUCAGUUGUCAGGUUUCAAGCCUGUCGGCAGCGCUGCUGCUAUGGAGUCACCGACUAAGGAAAUCGAAGAAUUUGAGAGCAACUCUCUGAAAUACCUACAGCCAGAGCAAAUAGAGAAAAUCUGGCUUCGUCUCCGAGGCUUGAGAAAAUACAAGAAAACAUCACAGAGAUUGCGGUCUUUGGUAAAGCAGUUAGAAAGAGGGGAAGCUUCAGUUGUAGACCUAAAGAAGAAUUUGGAAUAUGCUGCAACUGUUCUUGAGUCAGUAUACAUUGACGAAACUAGGCGUCUACUGGACACAGAAGAUGAGCUCAGUGACAUCCAGUCUGACUCUGUGCCCUCAGAGGUCCGGGACUGGUUGGCUUCUACCUUCACGCGGCAAAUGGGGAUGAUGCUCAAAAGGACAGAGGAAAAACCCCGGUUCAGGAGUAUUGUCCAUGCAGUACAAGCUGGGAUAUUUGUGGAAAGAAUGUACAGACGGACUUCAAAUAUGGUCGGUUUGAGCUACCCACCAGGUGUAAUUGGAGUGCUAAAGAAUGUAGACAAGUGGUCCUUUGACGUAUUUGCACUAAAUGAUGCCAGUGGGGAUCAUGCACUGAAAUUCACUUUUUAUGAACUUCUCACACGCUAUGAUCUGAUCAACCGUUUCAAGAUCCCCAUUUCUGCCCUUGUAUCCUUUGUGGAAGCUCUGGAGGUUGGCUACAGCAAACACAAAAAUCCUUAUCACAACCUGAUGCAUGCCGCAGAUGUGACACAGACGGUCCAUUACCUCCUUUUCAAGACAGGCGUAGCGCACUGGCUGACAGAGCUGGAGAUCUUCGCUCUGAUCUUUGCAGCUGCCAUCCAUGACUAUGAACACACUGGAACCACCACCAACUUUCACAUCCAGACACGGUCAGACUCAGCCAUUCUAUAUAAUGACCGGUCUGUGCUUGAAAAUCACCACGUUAGUGCGGCGUAUCGUCUUUUGCAAGAUGAAGAGGAGAAGAAUAUUUUAUCUAAUCUCUCAAAGGAUGACUGGAGGGAAUUCAGAGCUCUAGUGAUUGAGAUGGUGUUGGCCACCGAUAUGUCCUGUCACUUCCAGCAAAUCAAAGCCAUGAAGAAUGCUUUGCAGCAGCCAGAAGGAAUUGACAAGCCAAAAGCCUUAUCACUGUUGUUGCAUACAGCAGAUAUCAGUCAUCCAGCCAAGGCCUGGGAUCUCCAUCAUCGCUGGACCAUGUCUCUGCUAGAGGAGUUCUUCAGACAGGGUGACAAAGAAGCAGAACUAGGGCUUCCCUUCUCUCCACUGUGUGAUCGCAAGUCUACUAUGGUUGCUCAGUCUCAAAUAGGUUUCAUUGAUUUCAUCGUGGAACCCACUUUUACUGUGCUGACCGACAUGACCGAGAAGAUUGUGACUCCACUCAUCGAUGAAGCUUCCCGCUCUGGCAUGUCCGGGUUCAGGCGUUCCAGUCUGAAUAGCAUUAGUCCCUCCGAAGUUAAAAGAUCAAGUGUCAAAAGCACUGGGUCCGAAGGAAGUGCCUCACUCAACUGCUCCAUACUCACUGUGGACUUCAAAUGUUUUAAAGCCACCUGGACUGAGGUGGUGCAGCAGAACCGGGAGAAAUGGAAAGCGCAAGCCACCAAAGAAGAAAAAGCUAAGAAAGAAGCAGAGGAAAACGCUCAUCAGGGAACAGAUGAAAAGACAACAGAUGAAAAGGAUGAGAAGAAGCCAGCUGAAGAUGCCACAGCAGCAAAGACAGAGAACAGCAAAGAACCAAAUCCUGGGGAAAACAAAAGCACAGAUUCCAGUAAGAAUCAUGUAAAUGGGACUCGGCAAACUGCGGUGAACAAACACGAAGCCUCUCAAGGGAAAAAUGCACCUAGGGCAGAUAAGGGAACGGACUCUCAUCAGGCAGUGGGAGAAGAGAAACAGCAUGUCCAGAAUGGUGAAUUAAAGGAAGGCAGUAAGUUGGACAAGAAAGAUCAGUCCAGUGUGGAGGAUGAAUCAAAGAAAACAGAUGGUCCAGUGCAACGUUCAGCUAACUUACCAGGCUUGGGUUCCUCGGCAAACCACCUUACAUUACCAGCCAUCAAACCUCAGCUGUGUCACCUCAGGAGGCCCACUCACAGCUCAGGAGACUAUUUCCCAGCCUUCCACAAGAAAUCGGAGGAACAUCCGGUGAGAUGUAAGCUGCUUGACCAGAGGGGAAGGAUGAAGAAGAUCCAACAUAUUUCCCAGAGCUGGAAUAGGAAAUAG
Molecule: messenger RNA, 2249 nt
Organism: Gymnogyps californianus (California condor)
Lineage: Eukaryota; Metazoa; Chordata; Aves; Accipitriformes; Cathartidae
Gene: PDE1C
Product: phosphodiesterase 1C
Exons: 19
Coding region: 57-2249 (730 amino acids)
Biological process (GO): signal transduction
Molecular function (GO): 3',5'-cyclic-nucleotide phosphodiesterase activity
Source: RefSeq, a predicted model, not a curated record